Molecule: messenger RNA, 2028 nt
Organism: Danio rerio (zebrafish)
Lineage: Eukaryota; Metazoa; Chordata; Actinopteri; Cypriniformes; Danionidae
Source: RefSeq
ACCCCGCCUACUCACGGCGCUCAGUGUGAGGCGGAGAGUGCAGAGCUUUGCUGUUUGCUGUUGAAUUGCUUUAACUCCACUUCUGUUUCGGGUGUUGUGCGUCUAUUCAAAUGAAGCUCCUCCUCCUGCAGUGAAGCUCCUCCUCCUCCAGUUCAGCUGUAAACACUGUGAUAUUCCCAUCAGGCUCCAGUGAAGAGUUUAUUGAAGGACAGCGAGAACAUGAGUGAUCCAGAACCCUGCAGAAUUAAACAUGAAGACACUGAACAACAAAUAGACCCAAUUGAAGAGUAUGAGGAGAUUAAAGAGGAGGAACAUCAUGUCAAAAUUGAGGAAAAUCAUUUACAGACUGAUGAUAUUUUCAAAAGGAGAGACAAGAAUAGUUUUACCUGCACUCAGUGUGGAAAGAGUUUUGAAAGUAAAAGCAGCCUCAAGAUUCACAUGAGGAUCCACACUGGAGAGAAACCAUUCACAUGCACUGAGUGUGGAAUGAGUUUCAGCCACACAUCAAACCUUAAUCAGCACAUGAGGAUCCACACUGGAGAGAAACCAUACAUGUGCACUCAGUGUGGGAAGAGUUUCAGCCAAUCAUCAGAUGUUAAUAAACACAUGAGGAUCCACACUGGAGAGAAACCGUUCACAUGCACUCAGUGUGGGAAGAGUUUCAGCCACGCAUCAACCCUUAACCAACACAUGAAGAUCCACACUGGAGAGAAACCAUACAUGUGCACACAGUGUGGCAAAGGUUUUAACCAAUCAUCAGACGUUAUUAAACACAUGAGGAGCCAUACUGGCGAGAAACCAUUCACAUGCACUCAGUGUGGGAAGAGUUUCAGCCAAUCAUCAAACCUUAAUAAACACAUGUGGAGCCACACUGGGGAGAGACCAUACACAUGCACUCAGUGUGGGAAGAGUUUCAGCCAGUCAUCAGACGUUACUAAACACAUGUGGAGCCACACUGGAGAGAAACCAUUCACUUGUACUCAGUGUGGGAAGAGUUUCAGCCACUCAUCAAAUCUCAAUAAACACACGAUGAUCCACACUGGAGAGAAACCAUUCACAUGCACUCAGUGUGGGAAGAGUUUCAGGCGAUCAUCACACCUUAAUAAACACAUGAAGAUCCACAUAUACGUGCUUUGAGUGUGAAAAGGCUUUCAUUACAGCUGAAGAGUUGAAACUGCAUCAGAGGAUUCACAUGGGAGAGAAACCUUACAAGUGUUAACAAUGCAAAAAGAAAUUAAGAGAUUUGAAAACUGAGAUCUGAAAACACAUGAGAGGAUUCACAAUGUGGACAAACCAUAGACAUGAUCAGUGUCAAUUAGAGAUGCUCAUAUUGACCGUAUAUCUGGCGGAUACAUCUGUACAGCUCUGCUGCUCCACUCUCCAGUGUGUUCAUGUGGCUAGUGUUGUUGUUUUAGAUGAUGUUCUCUGUUUGACUCCCUGAAUGAGAAACAAAUCACUGGGUAGACACCGCACAUCAAUAAAGGUGGAGCUCCAGGACAGUUAGUUUGCAGUAUACCAGGGCCUCAAGUUUAGAAAGCCUAUUCAUCCAUCCUGUGUUGCUUCUUUUAUUAAUCAGGUUUCUUUACUUUCAGGUUGAAGAUUAUUUCUACUUUACUACAUUUGCUUUUUGUGAGUAGAAUACAAACUUGAUGAAUAUUUUGUGAUUUAGGCAGAGCGACAGGUAUUAAGUUUUACAAUAUUAAUACACUGUGAUGAUCCCAAGACUCCAGAUUGGAGCAUGUGGUAGAUCCUGAUUGGAUGCCUGCAUUACUCAUCAAAGGGUAUAUAAGAGUUGUUGUGCUACCCCAGGACACUGUGGCUACUCAGGAGUCCUCAUGUCAAGACCUGCCAUCUCACUGACUCUUUAACCUCAUGGUUUUGUUUUGCAUUACUUGUAUCAUGUAGUUAAAGUGUUGUUGUGAUUAUACCCUAAGUUCUUUAUCUUCAUUAUCCCUAGACAUCUGUUGGUUGUUUUGUUUGAUUGUUCUAUGAUUUAUAUUUCAUAAUAAAUAAUUUGCAUUCAGGCUA